Messenger RNA from Paramecium sonneborni, 947 nucleotides. Lineage: Eukaryota; Ciliophora; Oligohymenophorea; Peniculida; Parameciidae. The record is from the annotation of a GenBank genome assembly.
AUGAAAACCACUAACGAACCAUCCUUAUUAAAAUAUCGAGUAUCCAAUUUAUUAAAUACCAAUUAGAUUUUAGACUAAAAAAAUAAGAAAGUUGUUUUCUAGGCUAAUGAAGACUAAUUAAACUAAUUUUCCGAUGCUCUUUCCAUCAUAAUAAACUUUUAUGAUGAUAUCAAAUCCUAAAUUCAAGUAGCCUCUCAACCUCAUAAAAGAAUUAGGAAUACUAUUAACAAACAAACUAACAAUUCAAAUUCAGAUAAAUCUAAUAAUCACUCUAUUGCUAAUCUCAAUUCUGAAAUUAAGGAGGAUUAAGACUUUCGUAGGUAUCUUAAUAAUUUAAAAUUUCCUAUAGACGUAUACCUCAUUUCUUUUUAUCCCGCUUUAAGAAAUGGGCUAAAAUGAUGGAACAAGAUACUGCUUAUAAAUAUCUUUAGAACGUAUAAGAAUCAAAGGUUAUUUAAGCAUAUAAUUUAUUUAGACAUCAAAAUAACAACGUUAUGAAUUGGGUGAUUUAUAAAGAUGUUUUCGAGUUUAAGUUAAUGAAUCUAAAGAAUCUAAGUUAUGUAAGAAUCUCUUAAAAGAUUUAUUUAUUUCCUUUCUUCAAAAUGAGGCCACUCUUUAAAUAAUGCAUUACAAUAAAAUUAGUUCAAUCGAAUAAAAAGUACAAUAUGGAAUUCAUUCUAUCUUAGCACAAAUACAUUUCAGAAAUAAAAAAUAUGAUUCAAGAAAUGUAUGAACUUAAACCUUUUGAUUCCUAUUUGUCAUCAGAAAAAAUAAAAGUUAAGAGAAAUGCAAAUAAUAACAAUAACCAAUCUCCUAUUUAAGAAAAACAAGAAGAUCUAAGAGAAGAAUUUAAAAUUCCAUAUAUGCAUGAAGAAAAUUAUUCUAACGAUAGUUUUAAAAAAUAUAACCAUAUCCCAUCUUUAGUUGGAAUGAAUAGUUUUUAAUGA